AUGAGGUUCAACAGUAUUACCUCCUUAAAAUUCUUCCUCCUCUACCUCUUUACACUCUUUACAGAUCUCCAAGCCUAUACCCCGGUGAACCAUUUCACAAUCAGUUGCGGCACCAUUGGAACAUCCUACGACGGUGAAAGGACAUGGACAGGGGACACAGGUUCAAUGAUCUUGUCCCAUCAAGAGGGCACAGUUUCCGCUAAUGCCACAACACCACAAUCUAAUACCACCCUUCAAGUCCCUUACACCACAGGACGCUUGUCUCGUUCCCAAUUCAAUUACUCCUUCCCCGUCACCCCAGGCUCCAAUUUCCUUCGCCUCUUCUUCUACCCGGCUUCCUACCCUUCCUUUCCCAGCACACGCGCAUCCUUCACCGUUCAUUGCAACCAAUUCACCCUCCUCAACGAUUUCAACUUUGACGCAGAAGACAAGAAACCCAUCUUCAGAGAGUACGUGAUCAACGUUUACAACGGUGAGAGACUCAACCUCAGCUUCACUCCCUCACAACCAAACUCCUACGCUUUCAUCAACGGGAUUGAGGUGUUUUCCAUGCCAAGCAAUCUCUAUUACAUGUCAGCACAUGACGCGGGCUUCAAGCUCGUGGGGACCGACACGCUGUACUACGUUAGAACCAACACUGCUCUGCAGACAGAGUAUAGACUCAAGGUAGGAGGACAAGGAAUUUCGCCGCGAAACGACACCGGUUUGUUCAGAAACUGGGCUGAUCUCGACGAACAUUAUUUAAUUAAACAAGAAAAUCCAAACAACAAUGAUCUGGUAGGCGACGUGGAUGUUGCGGAUGGUAAGAUGAACAUAACCGUGAACCCUGAUUAUGUGGCACCCAAGGAACUGUACAGAACAGCGCGUACCACGAAGAGAUCCCUUAAGUUGACUUGGGAGUUCGCCGUUGACCCUGGUUUCAGUUACCUGCUCAGGCUCCACUUUUGCGAACUUGAUCCGAAUAUAACUAAAAUCGGUGACAGGGUGUUCUUCAUUUACAUAGGGAGCGACUUGGUUGGGGAUCGUGCUGAUGUUAUGAGAUGGAGCCAGCAACAAAAAGGUCUCGCAGUGCAGAAAAACUACGUCGUUUUGAUUCCCAAAAAUGAUACUCAGAAAAAGGUUAGUCUCUCGCUCCAAUUGCAUCCUUAUGAGAAUUCGAGCAAUCCGUUCUUGAACGGUCUCGAGAUCUUCAAAAUCAGCGACUCUAACAACCUCGCCCGACCUAACGCGCAGAACGGCAUAACAGUAGAGAAGAGGAGGAGCAGAAAACUAAUAAUUAUCAUAGCAGGGGUGGUAUCCGGCGUCCUUUUCCUCUCGCUGGUUUGUUUCUUCGUCGUUUCGUGGGCGAGAUCCAAGUUCGGUCCACACUUCUCAACGCACGGACCAUCAACCAACGCGAAGUUUUACAGGAAUUACCAGUGGCCGUUCGAUCUUCUCUGCCAGCGCUUCUCUCUCAUCGAGAUCAAAGCCGCCACCAACAACUUCGACGAUGCCUGCGUCGUUGGCAUCGGAGGAUUCGGCCACGUGUAUAAGGGCUUCAUCAACGAUAUUUCCAUCCCGGUGUCUAUCAAGCAGCUCAAACCAGGUUCAGAGCAGGGCUUCAUCAACGGAAAUUCCAUCCCGGUGGCUAUCAAGCGCCUCAAACCGGGUUCAAAGCAGGGAGCUGAAGAGUUCGUGAACGAGAUCGAGAUGCUCUCGCAGCUCCGCCAUCGCAAUCUCGUUCCACUCAUCGGCUACUGCAACAACGAGAAGGAGAUGAUCCUGGUAUACAAUUUCAUGGCACGUGGCAACCUCCGCGACCAUCUCUACAACAGUGAUAAGCCUCCUUUGCCAUGGAAGCGACGCUUGCAGAUUUGUAUCGACGCGGCGCACGGGCUGCAUUAUCUUCACAGAUGCGCCAAGACAUACACGAUCAUCCACAGCGACGUGAAAACCACAAACAUCUUGUUGGAUGAGGAGUGGGUGGCCAAGGUUUCGGACUUUGGGCUUUCCAGAAUUGAGCCCACGGGUGGGUCCGAGGCCCAUAUCUGCACCACCGCCGUGAAAGGUAGCUUUGGGUAUAUAGACCCGGAGUAUUAUAAACGGCAGCAUUUGACGGAAAAGUCUGACGUGUACUCUUUCGGGGUAGUGCUGUUUGAGGUACUGUGCGCUCGUCCGCCUCUGAUCCACACCCCGGAGCCAAGACAGGAGUCGCUUGGUAAUUGGGUUAGGUACUGUUACAAAAAUGGGACCAUGGCACAGAUAUUGGACCCCACGUUGAAAGGGAAGAUCGCGCCCAAAUGCUUUAGAAUGUUUUGCGACAUUGGGGUGAGUUGUUUGUCUGAAGUUGGCACGCAGAGACCGUCCAUGAACGACAUCGUUUCCAAUCUUAUGUUUGCGCUGCAACUACAAGAAAGUGCAGAAAAUGAAGAGAGAAGAAAUUAG
Messenger RNA from Sphenostylis stenocarpa, 2424 nucleotides. NCBI's taxonomy places the organism in Eukaryota, Viridiplantae, Streptophyta, Magnoliopsida, Fabales, Fabaceae. The record is from the annotation of a GenBank genome assembly.